AUACGCCGCAUAUUGUAACAUGGUAACUCUUAUUACAAGGAGAGCUCGACUCGUUUAAGGAACAGCUUGCUUACAAAAGGGACUGUACGGACAGUGUUGGGCUCUGGUAUAUAGAGAGAGAGAGAAAUAAAGCAUUCUCUCGAUCGUACUGUGGCAAGCCGUAUAUGUAUAGAAGAAGCAAUACGUAUAUACUUUGGAUGUGUAUGAACGAUCAGAAGCAGUGUUUGUUUGUUUGACGCCUAAUUCAUCUCUUCUCCUUUGGAUUUCGGCCUGGUUCCCCGAAGAAGCUGCCUCAACAGAAAAAACCUAAAACAACUAUGGAGGUGUACGGACGGAGCAAUAUCAGAAACGGGUCGCAUCCGGAUACGGGCGCAGAAUGGGCUCCGCCUGGGUCAGAAACGGAUCUUGAAGAAUCAAUGCAGAGGCUGGGGAUAUGGGGCAGAGAAAGGUACCCGGAAAGGCCGGGCGCGCCUCUCUGCUCUUACUACAUGAGAACCGGCGUUUGCGGCUAUGGUUCCAAGUGUCGGUUCAAUCACCCUCGUGAUCGUGGCUCUGUUGGGGCAGCACAGUUUGGAGCAGGGGUAUAUCCUGAGCGACCUGGGGAGCUUACUUGUCAGUUCUAUUUAAGAACUGGAACCUGUAAAUUCGGUGCAUCCUGCAAAUUCCACCACCCAAGAAAUGCUGCUGGAUCCUUGAUCAAUGUCCCACUUAAUAUUAAUGGAUACCCAUUGAGACCGGAGGAAAAAGAAUGCUCUUACUAUUUGAAAAUGGGGCACUGCAAAUAUGGUUUAACAUGUAAAUACCAUCAUCCUCAACCACCUGGUAUAUCACCAGGGCACCCUCCAGCAGCUGCACGUCCAUUUUAUCCUACCGUGCAGUCUCUUCCAGGACCACCACCUUCCACGGAACACUAUACUGGUGCAACUACUGCUAACUUCAGGGCCACAAGGCCUCCAAUAUUACCUGCUUCAUAUUUGCAUAGUGCUGCUUAUGCUCCUGUCCUGAUUCAUCCUGGCAUGGUUCCUGUUCCUAAUUGGAGCUUCUCGGCACCUGUUAGCCCUUCCCUUUCAACUGGUGCUCAACCUUCUAAUGGGCUAGCUUCUGUUUAUGGAGUAUCCACAAUGGCUUCUUCUCCAACUGCCUUCCCAGGACCUUAUUCUCAUUUGCAGGCAGCAUCCCCUGGUCCUACUAGAAGUGCGCUGAAUGAAAAGUGUUUCCCUGAAAGACCGGGCCAACCUGAGUGUCAGCACUACAUGAAAACUGGGAGUUGUAAAUUUGGGUCAACUUGUAGGUUCCACCAUCCUCCAGGCUGGAAUGCUUCAAAACUAAAUUGUGCUUUCAGCCCUCUAGGGCUUCCUCUGCGUCUGGGUGUGCAACCAUGUUCUUUUUAUCUGCAAAAAGGGUUCUGCAAGUUUGGUCUGAACUGUAAAUUCGAUCAUCCAAUGGAGAUAAGAGAAUAAUCGGUCCCCUCCUCCAUCUUCAGUUAUUAUUUGGUAAUACCCGCUGGCUUUGGUUCCUAUUUCAUUGCCAAAGCUGUGCCUGAAUUUGUUUAUCUUAGAGGUCCGGUUUUCACAACUCACAAGUAAGGUGAGUUUCAACUCUUGCACUGAUAAUUUGAUGUUAAAUACUGAAGCCCAAUUCACACUCGAGGUGUGCUGUUUUAUUUUUUCGGGUUUGUAGAGAAGAAGGAAGACUUAUGCUGUUUGUUAUGUUAGUUUUUUUGGUUGACUACCAAGUUCUGCUAUGCCAUGUGUAUGAAGUUCCACUAAGUAUUGUUAGAUUACUGUCUCUAGAAACUUGAUGUAUUUUUUGUUAGGAUCAAGAUGAAACAGUAGCACAUCUGCAAAACGUCAUUUUGUUUUAUGACCAAUUUUUUUUGAGAGAUUUUGUUCCCUUUAGAACUACUC
Cuscuta europaea is the source of this 1907-nucleotide messenger RNA. The record is from the annotation of a GenBank genome assembly. NCBI's taxonomy places the organism in Eukaryota, Viridiplantae, Streptophyta, Magnoliopsida, Solanales, Convolvulaceae.